Molecule: messenger RNA, 2782 nt
Organism: Manihot esculenta (cassava)
Lineage: Eukaryota; Viridiplantae; Streptophyta; Magnoliopsida; Malpighiales; Euphorbiaceae
Exons: 2
Coding region: 983-2251 (422 amino acids)
Source: RefSeq, a predicted model, not a curated record
AUGGUGGACCCUGAUCCUUCACAAUAGACCCGGAAAAAUAUAGCAGCACCUGCACAGUUGCUGUUCUCAACAACCAGCAGCCAAGGUGAUCUUCCUCUGUGGCAACUCCCACAGUAGGAAUUUUAGACCAGCAAGGCUUCCUUUCUAUGGCCUCACAAGCCCCAUAACCCCCAAGCCUUGAAAGAUGAUCAGUUCAGUGAAUCCUUCAGAAACCUGCGACAAGGCCAUGGAAAGGAGCAACAACAGAUUUAAAGUAAGCAGUGAGAGGUGGAGGUAGCAGGAUUCUUCGGCUAUUCGCUCGAGCCGUCGGGUUAGCUAGAGGACCCAGCGAGUUACCACCAGCACAUGUCACGCCGGAAAUAGAUGACUGGAAGGACAAGUUCUGAACUCCCCAACACCUGUAAAACACAAAAUGGCAUCCCAAUAAACGCUUCCAUUAUAAGCUCAGACGCAAGAAACAGCCCAAAGACCACUAUCUACGCCCUAUCCAGUGGUGGGGAAGGAGACCCACGACCAGGCUUCCUGUCAUGCUUUCAUUGGCCAGAAUACAAAAACUACGAACUUUUUUUAUUCUUCUUGUCACGUAGGCAAAAUGAUGCAAUAAAUUCUUAUUCCAUGUCUAGGAUAAUGAGAAGAAGAAAGAUAUUAAUCUAUUGAUUGAUUCACAAGCCAAGAAUUUUUUUUCCCUUCUCUACAGUAUCUUAUGGACAAAAUGGAGGGGCCUAGGCAGUUCUAGAUCAAUUUCAUGGAAAAUUGGAGUCCAAUAAUUGUUUAUUUUUAAAGAUAAGUGAGCAUUUGCUGGGGAAUCCACGCUAUGUAGGAUACUUGGAGGAAAUGCUAUUUUAUUGAGCAGAGGAGACUGUAGGUUAAAACUUGCUUGCAGAAAAGAAAGCAUGAAAUCUAGAAGCUUGUUUUUCAAGAAUCCUUGUUAAAUGAAGUUCACUACUUGGAUAAUUCACUUAAGAAGUUGUGUGAGAUUGCUAUGCCAAUGCAGCAUAUAGGAGAUGUUACUCAGAUUUCAAUGGAGAUCAAAUAUGUAAAAGGCAGGAUAAGUCAGUCAGAGGUGGUGAAACAGAAUUCUGAGUUAAAAGGCAUUAAAGAAGAGUUCAAGACUAUAGAGGUGGCAAACGUUUUGAACGUACAGAAACAGUUGUUAAUUGCUGUGGGAGAUGCAAAGAUGAAGACAGAAAUUUAUGGUUCUGACUUGCAGGGCAUGGAAUCUAAGCUAGGAUCUUGCAUAAAGAAGAUAGAAGAGUCAAACCAGGUAACAUAUCAUGUAAAUGAGGACCUAUAUAAUUCCUGGAAACAAAUAAUUGAUGGGAAGCAGCUUGUUCAGAUGUGUGCAUCAGAAACAUCUUCCUGUUGUUGCUUCAAAAAGCCUAAAUACAUGAAUGAACUCCAGGACUUGGAUAAUGCUCUGGAAAGGUUCUGGCAGCAAGUUGUUAGACCUCAGGAACAAGAAUCAAGGAAACUACGUGAUACACGAGCGGAGGCAGGACAAGCUGAGAAGCCAGCAAGAGUCGUUCAUGGCAGGGUGGAGGUGAAGCCAGAUGGGGAUAUGAGAAACAGUAGUGAGAAAAAGAAAGAAACUCAUGUGGAAGGUAAAAGCUCCGGGGGAACUCAUGACUCAAAUCUCACUGAUAGGAAGAUUAAUGAAGUGGGUACUAACUCUGUGCCUUCUGUUGAUGACAAGGAACGCCUGUUUGUUCCUUGGCAGGUCGUGCCUACAAGGCGUGAGCCUGAGCAGCCGCUAGUGUAUCCAACGGGUGAAUCAGGGGAUUCAAAAUUGAAGCAGCAAUGGAAGGAACAAACCCAAAAGCCCAUAAAGGCAGCUGUUAAUGACAAUAACUCUGUAUCUUCGCAUUCAGAUGGGCUUGCAAAGCAACCAAAGGAGAAAAAAAAAUGCAAAGAAGCUGAGAGCUCAAAUCCAAGCGAGAAGAUUGGUUUGGUGCUAGAAGACAUUUCAUCUUUGUGGCCAAGUCUGCCUCUUAAGCCACCAGAGACAAAAGGACUGAAUGAUAAGUUUGGAUCAUCAGGUCCAACUGGGAGCAAUUAUCCAUUGUCAAAUGAUGAUGCAUCAUCAAGUCGGCUUUUGCUUUCUAAGCCACCUGCUGGAAGGGAGGCAUCGAAGAAAGUGAAGAUGGAAGUACUAAAGGAUGGAGUGUCUACAGAUGUAUCAACUGCUUCCAUAGUAUUUGAAGUAAACGCUUUGGCUAAAGAACAUUUCCGAAAUGAGGUUCAAGAUUUGUAAACUGCACAGGUUGAACAUUCUCCAAUCUCUCUUAAGAUCGGAUAGUGAUCCAAGCAGAAAAUGAUAUCUGAUUUUAGCGGGUAAGAAACCAGUCUUUGAUUAUGAGAUGUAAUAUAUGGAUUCUUCAUGAACUAUCAGCAACUAUGGAAGUUCAGUAGUUAGAAUCUCUUCUUCAGUGAGUUUAAUGUUAGACAAAAUUAUUGAGAAUGUCUAUCCAUAAAAGAGGAAAGGAUUGCCUUUUUUUUUUUUUUUUGGCUUUUAGUUAGGAAACUGGGGCUGCAGCCCUAAUGCCAGCUUAUGUAUAUGUAUAUAUAUUUAUUUAUUUUCAAAAUACAUGUUCGCUUCAUCUUUUAUUAGCUUAAGCAUUAGAAUAACUUAUUAUUUCACAUCAUGUAAGGGUAGAAAGUGAGGGAUUUACGUAGUAAUGGAAGGGGAAAUUAAGAAAAAUGGAGAUGAUCAAUGGGUAACUGUUGUUUGUUAUAUCCAGCACUAAAACAGUUUUGUUAAUCAGAAAGAAAACUUUAGCCAGCA